This is a messenger RNA of Didymodactylos carnosus, 2883 nucleotides long. Lineage: Eukaryota; Metazoa; Rotifera; Eurotatoria; Philodinida; Philodinidae. The record is from the annotation of a GenBank genome assembly.
AUGCCAGGAGUUCAUUUUCAAGCCCCUGUUGUCGUCGAUAAUAAAGAUGGUUGGGGACCCACAGAGGAUACAUUUCAGUAUAAAGAUAUGCCAUACCAACCUUAUUCAAAAAGCGAUACAUUAGGAAAGGUAGCAGAUUGGACUGGAACAGUAUACGGAGAUAAACGUAAUUACAAUCGAUAUCGAUCUCAGUUUGGUGUCGGUGCUGGUGUAUAUCAGUAUGUUCAUGAGGACGAUGAAAAUACUUUUCAGCUUGUUGAUUCGACUCGAUUACCACGACCAGCAUAUCAGAAAAAAACACGUUUUCAACAAAAUCGUUUUCGACAACAGCAACAAAAUCAACGUUUUCAACCGAUGCAAAAUGCCUUUUCUGGUACACAAAAAAAAUCAAAAACAAUGAAAAAUCUUGAAAUGGACCAAAUGCGUCAGUUACGAAAAUGGCAGAAACAAUAUGGAAAUCGUACCGAUCCUCGUCAACAUCAACAAACAAAACAACGUGAACCAUCUGUUCGUGUUCGAGAAAAUUGGCAAGUUAUUGAAGAAAUAUCAUUUAGUAGUUUAUCAAAAUUAAGUUUGCCAACAGUGGGUGAACCAGAAGAAAUACGUGUAUGUGGAUCACUCGAAUAUUUUGAUAAAACAUAUGAUCGUAUAAAUACAAAAAGUGAAAAAAAAUUAGUAAUGGUUAAUCGUUUAUAUCAUAAAAUAACAACAACAAAAGAUCCAAUUAUUCGACAAAUAUGUAAAACACGUGGAAAUGUUUUUGCUACAGAUGCUAUUAUAUCAACUUUAAUGUGUUGUACGAGAUCUGUUUAUCCAUGGGAUAUUGUUGUAGAUAAACUUGGUACAAGAUUAUUUUUUGAUAAACGAGAAGAUUCAACAAUAGAUAUGGUAACGGUGAAUGAAACAGCAAAUGAACCACCACCAGAAGAUGGCACAAUGGAUUCAGCUAAAAAUCUUGCCAUGGAAGCUAUAUUUAUUAAUCAUAAUUUUUCUCAACAAGUUUUAAAAAUGAAUGAAGAACGAUAUAAAUUUCCAGAUCCAAAUCCAUUUAUUCAACUAGAUGAAGAAAGUGAAGCAGCUUCUGUAGCUUAUCGUUAUCGUGCAUGGGAUUUAGGAAAUAAUUGUGUUAUUGUUAUCAGAUGUGAACAAGAUGCCGUUCAAAUUGGACCCAACGGAGAAGAACAAUUUAUUAAUGUUAAAGCAUUAAAUGAAUGGAAUCCAAAAAUUGGUAGUGGUCUUGAUUGGCGAACAAAAUUAGACUUACAACGUGGAGCCGUUUUAGCAGCUGAACUACGAAACAAUGGAUUUAAAUUAGCAAAAUGGACAACGUGUGCAAUAUUAGCUGGCACUGAUCAAAUUAAAUUUGGUUACGUAUCACGUCAAAAUUUUAAAGAUGCUUCAAAACAUUCUAUAUUGGGUAUGCAACAUUUUAAACCGACAGAAUUUGCGACACAAAUGGCAUUGAAUAUUGAUAAUGGAUGGGGAAUUGUUCGAGCAUUGGUAGACUUUUUUAUGAAUAAACCUGAUGGACGAUAUUUAAUUACAAAAGAUCCAAUUAAAACAACAUUACGUAUCUACAGUAUACCAGAAAAUUCAUUUGAUAGUGAAGAAGAAGGGAUACUGUCUAUAUCUAUAAUUAUAAUAAAAAUGGCCUUUGAUGAAUUUGAUGAAUUACCGGAUCGUGAAACAGCUAAAGGAUUUUAUCAAAAAUUUGAACCUAAAGAAGUUUUAGGGAAAGGUUUAUCAUCUGUUGUACGAAAAUGUGUCGAAAAAAGUACGGGAAAAGAAUAUGCGUGCAAAAUAAUUGAAUUUAAUGAUGAUAGUCAAGAUAUACGUGAGGCAACAAUGCGUGAAAUUACAAUAUUACGAUUAGUAGGUGGACAUCAAAAUAUCAUUGAUAUUGUGGCAACAUUUGAAACUGGAAAUUAUGUAUUUAUUGUCAUGGAAUUAUGUCCAAAUGGAGAAUUAUUUGAUUAUUUAACAAAAGUUGUACGAUUAUCUGAAAAACGGACUCGUACAAUUAUGAGUAGUAUAUUGAAUGCUGUUUUACAUUUACAUGUUCAUCAUGUUGUUCAUCGAGAUCUAAAACCAGAAAAUAUAUUAAUGGAUAAUAAUAUGAACGUAAAAAUAACUGAUUUAGGUUUUGCAGUACAACUUAAAGAAGGUCAAGAACUUUAUGAUCUCUGUGGCACGCCAGGAUACAUGGCACCCGAAUUAUUACAGUGUUCUCUAUAUGAAAAUAUGCCUGGUUAUGGUUUACCAAUAGAUAUGUGGGCAUGUGGUGUGAUACUGUAUACAUUACUCAGUGGUCUACCGCCAUUUUGGCAUCGACGUCAACAUUUAAUGUUUCGAAUGAUAAUGGAUGGUCAAUAUACAACAACCGGGCCCGAAUGGGAUGAUGUUAGUGAGACAGCUAAAGAUUUAAUUCGACAUUUAUUAGUUGUACAACCAGAAAAACGUUUUACAGCUGAACAAGCGAUGCAACAUCCAUUUUUCAAUAUAGAUCGAACCAGACGAAAAGAUUUUAUGGCCAAAAGAACAUUGAAAGCUCAUAUCAUAUUAGUUUGGUCUAUUCAUCGACUAAAAACACUUCAUUAUCGUCCACAGCCAAUAAGAGGCAAAGAAUUACUUGAAAAUCCAUAUCGAUUUAAAGCCUAUCGAAAAUUUAUUGAUAAUGCAGCAUUUUUACUCUAUGGACAUUGGGUUAAAAAAGAUGAACAUCAAAAUCAAAAUCGUGCAGCUCUCUUUCAGACAGAACAAAAAACUGAUCUCAUUCGACAUGAACAAUCAUUAGAAAAACGAAAACAACAACAAGAACAAGAACAGAAAUUAAUAAAGUCACAGAAUGAACGACCACAAGAACAUCCUCCAGUUUCAUCUUAA